Aspergillus glaucus CBS 516.65 is the source of this 1056-nucleotide messenger RNA. RefSeq lists its product as uncharacterized. The coding region runs from base 106 to 873 and encodes 255 amino acids. NCBI's taxonomy places the organism in Eukaryota, Fungi, Ascomycota, Eurotiomycetes, Eurotiales, Aspergillaceae. The transcript has 3 exons. The record is from RefSeq and is a predicted model, not a curated record.
CUCUUCUAUAAAGAGUCAUAUCCUAGACUGACAGAUUCACUAUGUCUCGGCAUCACUAAACACCUUUACUUCAGAGCACUGCACCUUGAAAAACAACAGAUCAACAUGGCUUACAACGGCACCGCCAAAGAGACACAGCCGAAAACUUGGCUGCACCUGAACGGCACUGUGGACCAGAUCCUCGACCGCUACUGCGUCAGCGAACUAGCCCGAGGCUGGCUGGUGUACGUGGAUUACUCGGAAUGGAAGAACUACCGCAACUGCUUCACAGACGAUGCCUGGGUGCUUACCUUGUGCAGCAACGGCUCCCAGCCCAUUGACGACUUCGUCAAGAACUCCCAGAAAGGCCGCGAGAAGGGGGUCUUCAUGGCACACCGCGAACUCGGCACCCUCGUCGACCUCAACCCCAGCACCAACCGCGCCGUCGGCAAGAUGAAAGUCACCAUCACCCAGCGCUUCAUCGACCCUUCCACGAAGAUUGAAUAUGACAUCGACUGUGACGCGCGCUUUAUUAUGUAUUGCCUGAAGACCCCCGUCCCUGAGAACGCUGGAAAUCCCGUCCCGGGCACUGGACUGGGCCCGCGCGCGAGUUCGGGUGGAUGGAAGAUUCAGUUUGUGAAACUUAUCUAUGAGAAGGAUAAGGUUGUCUCUGUGGAUGGGAAGAGUGUGCCUACGUUUUCGAAGGAGGAGCUGGACAAAUAUGCGUAUGCGCAUCGGUAUUUGGCGGCUGCGCGGGCCAGACAAGGGGAAUAUCCUAGGACCGACAUGUCGACGUUGACUGAGACUGAGCAGUUUUGGAACAUGUAUCAUGCUAUCGACGAGUGGUUGAAUGGGCAUGAUGUGUCAGAUGUGAAGAAGACAUUGGGAAUUUGAGUGGAUUUCUACAGAAAAAGCAAUAAACGUGUACAUCUGUUCACCCCUCAUCUUUCCAGGAACUGCAGUCUUUCACUCUUCUCUCAUCACUCUUCUAUUAUUCCCUUCAUGCUCUCUUGAUCCCUCACAGUCAUAACUAGAUAUGCUCCAUUUUCCCCAUAUCAAAGGUAAGCUAUCAUGGUG